Molecule: messenger RNA, 1260 nt
Organism: Vicia faba (fava bean)
Lineage: Eukaryota; Viridiplantae; Streptophyta; Magnoliopsida; Fabales; Fabaceae
Source: the annotation of a GenBank genome assembly
AUGGAUGAAUAUGAUUGUAAGGCAUAUCCACAUAUGACUUUGAUCGACUGCGAUGCAUCAUACGACAGCGAUUCGUGUUUAGAUAUAGAAUUCGAUUACACGAUUGUUUGUGUUCCGAGUAAUGAAAUGAUUCCGAAUUUAUCAUCGAGUGAAACUAAAUGUUACGUUUUUUCUUAUGUGUCUGAAGAUAAAGUGAUCCAUAGAGAUACAAUUAUAUCAUGGCUUUCUGAAGUAGGUGUUCCUGAAGAAGCUUUUAACAUGGUGGCAGAAGACAUUUUGCAAUGUGUUAGUGAGAUGGGUAAUGGAAUAUGUAAGGACUCGAGGGGUCUUUCUAUUCGAGUUGAUUUAUCAGUCUCUCGUGGUUGUAAAGAGGAGGAAGAAGAUGAAGAGACAAAUUGUUUGGACGAGAAUGAAGAGGAAGUGGAAGUGAAAGUCGAAGAAGAUGAAGAUAAUGCGUUGGUUCAUCCUGUUACAAGGACUAUUGAAGAUAGCCAUGAUAAUGAUGAAUGGAAGUAUAGAUGGGACGAGGAGGAAAUGGAGAUUGAAGAACAAGAAGAUAAUGAGUUGACUCCAACUGAUACAAGGUCUGCUGAAGAUGAUCACGGUGAAAACGAUUAUGGAGAUGAACGGAACUCUUAUUGGGAAGAGGAUAUGGAAAUCGAAGAAGAUAAUACAUCGGUUAUUGAACUUGAAAUUGAUCGAGAUAAUAGAUCGGUUAUUGAACUUGAAAUUGAUCGAGAUAAUAGAUCGGUUAUUGAACUUGAAAUUGGUCGAGAUAAUAGAUCGGUUAUUGAACUUGAAAUUGGUCGAGAUAAUAGAUCGGUCAUUGAACUUGAAAUUGGUCGAGAUAAUAGAUCGGUUAUUGAACUCGAAAUUGGUCGAGAUAAUAGAUCGGUUAUUGAACUUGAAAUUGGUCGAGAUAAUCGAUCGGUUAUUGAACUCGAAAGUAAUGGAGAUAAUCGAUCGGUUAUUGAAGUUGAAAGUGAUGAAGAUGAAUGGAACUAUGAUUGGGAAGAGAUGAUAGGAAUAGAAGAAGAUAUUAGGUUUAUUCCUGCGGCUAAGUCAGGUAUUGAGGGAUUGAAGAUGGUAACAGUCGAAGAAGCUGGAAAAUGUCCUAUUUGUUUCGAAGAUUUUAAUGUUGGUGUCUGUAUGCCAUGUUCGCAUACGUUUCAUAUGGAUUGUAUUCAGGAUUGGUUGAAUGUAGGCAACUCUUGCCCUUUAUGUAGAUUUCAGCUACCUACUAGUAGCACAGAUGAAUAA